This is a messenger RNA of Salvelinus sp. IW2-2015, 2014 nucleotides long. Its product is annotated as arginine vasopressin-induced protein 1. NCBI's taxonomy places the organism in Eukaryota, Metazoa, Chordata, Actinopteri, Salmoniformes, Salmonidae. Gene Ontology annotation, biological process: positive regulation of MAPK cascade. The record is from RefSeq and is a predicted model, not a curated record.
CCCAAACUACUACUCCACAUCAACGACGAGUGGACAGAGCAAUAUAUAAAUCAAAGGAAGGCCCAUCUCGCGCCAUCGCCUACCGCUCUUGCAGCCUCUCGCUUGGGGAGGAUGGAUGCGGAGGCAGCCUCUCCGUCUCUCUCCUCCACGGUGGCAGGGCCCUCCACACUGUGGCGUCUCGCUGAGCGGAGGAGUAGGAAGGAUGGCUCCGGGAACAUCUUUGGCGGGGUGAACCUACGUCAGCUGCAGAGGCUGUUCACGGCAGCUGGGGACCAGGAUGCAGAGCAGAGGGCCGAGCUGGUGUGGGGCCACGGGGACGAGGCUGAGCUGGCCCAGGCCCUGAUAGGACUGAGGGCGAGGGGCCGACGGAGAGGACUCAGGGUGGCGGGGCGAGACACACUGGGGUCGCGCUGGCUCCGGGCGUUUAAUCAACUGAGGAUUGGUAAGAGUUCAGAGAGUAGCCAGCAGAGCAAAGAGCAGUCAUCAGACAGCAAGACGGAGGCAAGAGCAAAACACAGCAGCCCAGACACACAGCCACUGACUCCUAAGGGCCCCAGAGGCGCUACAGGAGUCAGAGAGGACCUAACUGAGGGCCAAGGGCCUGCAGGGGCCUCUGAGAGACCAGCCAGACCAGGAGCUCUACUGAAGAAAGGAGGGGAGAGCGACCCGGAGAGGUACCUCCACCGCAUCCUCCACUGACGGACACACAGAGGACUAGGAUGACUUUGUUGCCCCUAGAUGCUGAUCUUGGAUCAGUUUUUUCCCUUCCCUGCUAAUCAUUGUGUGUAUUAGGUGAUGGUAAAUUGAUUCUAAAUCUGUGGAUGGGGACAACUUCUAUGUGGAGUACUGACCAACCCUAGUUCAGAGAGGGACAGAGUCAAAAAUACUAUAUUUCUAUCUCUGUCCAACCAAGAUCAGAUGAAUGAAGAACAAACUGGAUCUACAAGAUGGGGAACACUUUGAUAUGAUAUUCUAACAUUUCAUUCUCUCUCAGGAACUGGCUUAUCUGUUCUUCUGUUUGUCUCGUGUCUCUGAUGAGCAUCACGUAUUAAACCUUGGAUUCAUACAAAGGAUUAAGGAAAGAGGUUUUGACUGUGUGGGGAUAUAGCAGAGCACUUCAGGAGAGCUCAAUUCCACCUGGACUUGUUUUUGAAUGAAGUAUUUGUCAUUUUAUUCUCCAAAUUAGACAAAUGUGCCAAGGUGCAUCCACAAAAAGAAAGUAAAGGAAAAUGAGUUGACGUCAACUGGAAAGGAGAUAUUUUGAAGAAGUCAACAUUUCGACCAGGGGUGUGAAACUCAUUUCAUACAGGGCCAAGUGUCUGCUGGUAUCGUUAUUUCCUUUUCAAUGUGUAAGAACAGAAACAGCAGGGGUUUAAACUUUAGAACCCAGUUCCUACAUUUGAAUAUAGAAAUAGUUUUGUUUGAUAAAUCAAUGCUACAUUUUUAUCUCUGGGACCCUCAGGAUGAUAAACCAGAGCAAGAUUACUGAAUGUAAAUACAUUCAACUCUGAAGGUAAAUCAUGUAUCAAACCAAGUGCUGUGAUGAAAGUUGGAUGUUACUUAUGUCAUUCUAGUCACAUUAGCAACAACYGUCCCGGCAUAGGGACACCGAUCCCAUAGAGGUUUUAAAGAGCCAGAUGCACAAUUAAAGGGGAAUUACACUCAAAUCAAUUUGUUUCCUUCCAGACCAAAAAUUAAUGGUAUUCUGAUGUGAUUUAAGCAUUGACAUGGACUCAGAACAUCCAAUUUUGUUGUUUCUCUAAAACAAUUUGUAAUUGUGAGUAAAAUUCAAAACAGGAAAAAUAAAACUCAACAAUUUUUGGGGGGAAAAUCUAUGUUAUAGGACCCCCACCCCUUAGUUGUUUUAUUAACCAUUCUUUUACCAGGUAUAUUGACAGAACACUGCACUACUUUCUCUUGUACACUAAGGACCCGAGGAAGAGUUUCAGAGGAGAAGAAUGUUCCUAUUCGAAAGCUAGAUAAAAAUUAGUAGCUUGUAACUUUAAAUAAAAAA